Messenger RNA from Benincasa hispida (wax gourd), 1584 nucleotides. RefSeq names its product cation transporter HKT1;3-like. Gene Ontology annotation, cellular component: plasma membrane. Gene Ontology annotation, molecular function: monoatomic cation transmembrane transporter activity. Gene Ontology annotation, biological process: monoatomic cation transport; transmembrane transport. Lineage: Eukaryota; Viridiplantae; Streptophyta; Magnoliopsida; Cucurbitales; Cucurbitaceae. The record is from RefSeq and is a predicted model, not a curated record.
AUGUUGAGAAUACAAAGGUUGUCUUGUUUUCUUAUUUGGAUGAAUCCCUUUUGGAUUCAACUUUUGUAUUUUCUAUUCAUUUCAUCUUUUGGGUUUUUUAUUUUGGUUGUUUUAAAUCCAAAAACUACUUCCAAUAAUUCUUUUAACCCAAAGAAAUUAGAUCUUUUCUUCACCUCUGUCUCAGCUUCCACAGUUUCAAGCAUGUCAACAGUGGAAAUGGAGGUUUUCUCAAAUUCCCAACUCAUUGUUUUGACAAUUUUAAUGUUUAUAGGAGGUGAAGUUUUCACUUCCAUGGUUGAACUUCAAUUAAGGAAGUUCAAGCUCAAAUUUUCUGAACAAAAAAUUGCUUGUGUUUCAAGUGAUUUAAGUGUAGAAUUGGGAAUUGUUAGGAAUAAUAAUACUUUAGAUAUUAUUAUUCUAAAAUACAAUUCAAUAAAGUUUUUGGGAUUUGUAGUACUUGGUUAUCUUCUAAUUUUCAAUUUCUUAGGCAUAGGAAUGGUUUUAAUUUAUUUCAAAUUUGUUUCAAGUGCUAGACAAGUCUUGGAACAAAAAGGUUUAAAACUAUCAACUUUUUCAAUUUUUCUCAUAGUUUCAACUUUUGCAAGUUGUGGGUUUGUACCAACAAAUGAGAACAUGAUAGUAUUUAAGAAGAAUUUAGGUUUACUUAUCAUACUUAUUCCUCAAGCACUUAUUGGAAAUACAUUGUUUCCUUCUUGUUUGAGGAUUUGUAUUUGGAGUUUAGGAAAAUUUAUGAAGAAGAAGAAAGAAAUUGUUGGGUUCUUGUUGAAAAAUAGUGAAGAAAUUGGGUAUUUACAUUUGCUUCCAAAGCUACAUUCAUUGCUUUUGGUUGGGAGUGUUUUAGGGUUUGUUUUAAUGCAAUUUGUAGCAAUUGGAGCAAUGGAGUGGAGAUCAAAUGCAUUAAGUGGAUUAAAUUGUGUUGAGAAAUUGAUUGGGAUUUUGUUUUUGAGUGUAAAUUCAAGACAUAGUGGUGAAUCCAUUGUUGAUCUAUCAAGACUCUCUUCAGCCAUCUUGCUUCUCUUUGUUGCCAUGAUGUAUCUUCCACCUUACACUUCUUUCAUGCCAAUAAAAAUUGAUGAAGGAGAAGAAGAAGAAAAUCAAUUAUUGGAAGCCAAUAAAAGAAGUAGAAAAAUUAAAAGGGCAAAAUUUAUGGAUAAUUUUGUCUUUUCCCAACUCUUUUAUCUCAUCAUCUUCAUCUUUAUUAUAUGCAUUACAGAGAGACAUAAUAUCAAGGAAGAUCCUCUCAAUUUCAAUAUUUUCAACAUUAUUUUUGAAGUUAUCAGUGCAUAUGGAAAUGUGGGGUUUACGAUGGGAUAUAACUGCAAAAGACAAAUUCAUCCUCAAAGCAAUUGUGCCGACAAAUCGUUCGGGUUUUCAGGAAAAUGGAGCGACAAUGGAAAGGUGGUUCUUAUUGUCGUCAUGAUCUUUGGACGACUAAAGAAGUUUAAUAUGAACAAACAAAGACCUUGGAAGCUUCUCUAAAUAAUCUUUGACCCACGUGGAAAUAACACCUUUAUUUGUAAUUAAAAAAAAUUGUAACUUUGCCUAUCGUAAUAUUUCAAAAUA